Molecule: messenger RNA, 1290 nt
Organism: Helianthus annuus (common sunflower)
Lineage: Eukaryota; Viridiplantae; Streptophyta; Magnoliopsida; Asterales; Asteraceae
Product: dnaJ homolog subfamily B member 13
Exons: 3
Coding region: 129-1166 (345 amino acids)
Cellular component (GO): cytosol
Molecular function (GO): protein-folding chaperone binding
Source: RefSeq, a predicted model, not a curated record
AUAUUAAUCUAGAGAGAGAGAGAGAGAGAAGUGAAGUUUCUUGAACCCACCCACAUUACAUACAACGCCGAUAACAACUCCUUCCGGCAAACCUCACCAACAAGCAACCAGACCUACACACCUCAACCAUGGGUGUCGAUUACUACAAGAUUCUUCAAGUCGAUCGCAACGCUAAAGACGACGACUUGAAGAAAGCUUACCGCAAACUCGCUAUGAAGUGGCAUCCUGAUAAGAACCCUAACAACAAAAAGGACGCAGAAGCCAAAUUCAAAACCAUUUCUGAAGCUUACGAUGUUUUAAGUGAUCCGCAAAAGAGGGCAGUUUAUGAUCAAUAUGGGGAGGAGGGGUUAAAGGGGCAGGUGCCACCGCCCGGCGCGGGUGGGUUUUCCGGUAUGUCAACUGAUGGUGGUUCAACAACAUUUAGGUUUAAUCCACGCAAUGCUGACGAUAUAUUUUCGGAGUUUUUUGGGUUCCAGAGCCCGUUUGGAGGGAUGGGGGACAUGGGAGGGUCACGUGGAGGGCCGGGCGGGCAUUUUCCGAGGAGCAUGUUUGGUGAGGAUAUAUUUUCCCAGUUUAGAGGGGCUGGUGGCGGUGAAGGGUCGGCUAGUAUGCCGCCCAGGAAAGCGGCGGCAAUCGAACGUGCAUUGCCGUGUAGCUUGGAGGACCUGUAUAAGGGGACAACAAAGAAGAUGAAGAUCUCGAGAGACGCCACUGAUGCUACUGGGAGACCAGCCACAGUGGAAGAAAUCCUUACAAUAGAGAUCAAACCCGGGUGGAAAAAGGGUACAAAAAUAACGUUCCCAGAAAAAGGAAACGAACAACGAGGCGUAAUUCCUUCGGAUCUCGUGUUCAUUAUCGAUGAAAAACCUCACGCUGUUUUCAAACGAGAUGGCAAUGACCUUGUUAUCACCCAAAAAAUAUCACUAGCCGAAGCUUUAACCGGUUACACCGCCCAAAUCACGACACUUGAUGGCCGGAGUUUAACGAUUCCAAUUACUUCGGUAAUCAGUCCCACAUAUGAAGAAGUGGUUAAAGGCGAAGGGAUGCCCAUACCCAAAGAACCUAGUAAAAAAGGUAACUUACGGGUUAAGUUUAACAUUAAGUUCCCUACAAGACUUACCUCGGAGCAGAAAACCGGGAUGAAACGACUGUUGACUUCUUCUUGAAGCGGAUCGGGUUUAAUGUAUUUUGUCUUUUGAGACUACAGUUAAAGUAGAGUGCUUGAUUUUUUAAAGGAAUCUUGUUAUUUAUGGUACUGUAACUUCUUUUGGAGAUAGAUUUUGUUUUGCA